This is a messenger RNA of Entamoeba invadens IP1, 3279 nucleotides long. RefSeq names its product Rho/RAC guanine nucleotide exchange factor, putative. The transcript has a single exon. The record is from RefSeq and is a predicted model, not a curated record. Bases 1 to 3279 code for a protein of 1092 amino acids. Gene Ontology annotation, molecular function: guanyl-nucleotide exchange factor activity; GTPase activator activity; protein binding. NCBI's taxonomy places the organism in Eukaryota, Evosea, Mastigamoebida, Endamoebidae.
AUGAGUUCGUUCCCCGACGAGAUCAAAGAGUGUGUCAAUUGGGUGAAUGGACAACUUCCCGAUGAAGAACCCAUAACGGACGUUUUAACUGGGCUUUCCGAUGGGACGAAAUUGAUACGAAUAGUUGCGAAGUUGAGUGGGAAAAAAGCACUCAGAUAUUCAUUAACAGCAAACACCCCUUUUCAAAAGCAACAGAACAUGGCGGUGUUAUUAAAGAUGACUGAGAUGGCAUAUGGAACGAAUGUGUCCUAUGACGCCGGGGACUUAGCAAGAGGGAAUGAAGGGCAAUUACUUUCACUUGCGUUUUAUAUUGGACAAAAGAGUGGGACGCGUGUUCCGAAGAGGAAAACCCUGACCAAAGCGACAUCAAUUGGCCUCAAAAAUGUGCAACCGAACGCCAACGAGCAAGUGAGUAAAAAUUCACCACUGCGACAAACAUCAGACGUUGCGUUGAAUCACACGGAAAAGACACAAAACAAAAACAACACAAAUGGAGAUGAAACUGACAAAAUGGAAAGGUCCCCACGAUCACCAAGAAAAGUGGUGAUCGACGUGGUACCCGCUUUACCAGAGAAAAGGUACCAUAACAUUAGUUCAAGUAAAACUGUAGUACAAACACGAGACAUAAAAGAGACUACAGACUCAACGGACGAUGGCUUGGAUAUCCCAGUCGAUGUCAUUGAAACCACUUUGACUUCACAGGGCGUCAAAGAGAAGUCUCAAACUGAUUUGGAGGAAGAAAGUCCAAUCAAAAGCGACAUGACGGAAAGCACCGAAAAUAAUGAGGAGGGAAGUGCACAUUAUUCACUCUAUGAUGAGAUAGAAGUAUUGGGGAAAUAUGACACCUUUAUGGAGACGAAUAAGUGCACGACACCGACAGUGUCUGAAUCGUCGUACGUCCAACCAAUUGUCGACACGAGUUCGAUGUGUACUGUAAGUACUGGUGUUGUUGAAAGUGAAGCUUUACAUCAAGAGACACCACCGUCACAAUUGGAAGAUGUCCCACCACCGACCCCGACACUCCCACAACGCCCAAAAAGGAUGUUGGAAUCCUCGAUGAAUAAAUUGUGUCAAUCAUCACCGAGUGCUGGAUGUAAAUCGAGCAGAGAAGCAAGUUUGAGUAGCGGGACUUCUCGAAUGAGUUUUAUGAGUGAAUCUGGCUCCGGGGCGAAACGCGACAAAAUUGGGAAAUCGCCGAGAGACACAAUCUCACAAAUGCCAGAGAUGUCAUAUGACCAAAAGACGUAUCUAGAGGAGGAUGUCGAUAUAAUAAAUAAGUACUGCAGGGGGUAUCUUGGGAGACUGAAGGCAAAGCCAACGAUGAAGAUGUUGAGCCAACGGCGGAAUGUUGUCCUUGAAAUAUUGAAUACCGAAAGGAUUUAUGUUAGUCGACUGAAACAGUUUUUGGAAUUUUAUUUGGCAAAAGCAUUACAAAUCUUCCCUGGCGAUUCGAUAUUGAAGAAAUGCGAAGAAAACCUACGCGUCAUUGUGGGGUACAACGGCAAUUUAUUAAAAGAGUUGGAACAGCUCCAGACGGAAGGGAAAAUCUAUGGGGAGGGCAUAGGAAAGUCGUUUGAGAAGUUAUCACACUUCUUAAAGACAUACUGCAGCUAUAUCAACAGCACUGACGCGAUUAAUGAACACGAAGAGAAGCUCAGAAGGACGAAGAAGGAGUUUGAAAGUCAAAUGAAGCAGACGCAAUUGGAGAACAAGUUGGAGACGUUCAACUCGUAUGUCAUAUUGCCCGUUCAGCGUAUUCCAAGGUAUCGACUGUUACUCACCGAGUUAUUAAAAACGAUGACUCCACAACACGGAGAGUAUAUUGCACUGGACAAGUCAUUACAACAAAUUAUCGAAGUUGGGAGCGCGGUGAAUGAAACCAAGAGGACGAUGGAACAGAAGAACAUCGUCUCGCUUGUGUUUUCGAAGUUCAAGUAUCCCACGGGGAUGCAACAGAUCCAACCAGAUGCGGCAUGCAGUUUUGUGCGGAUUGGGAAUAUGGAGUUACUCGAUCGGGAGAAAGGGAAGCUGAAGAGCGUCACUUUAUUGUUAUUUAGUAACAACGUUGUAAUCACAAAAGUGCCAACGACAGGAACUUUACAUAAAGGGAAAUUGAAAGCAGACUCGAUCGAGACGAUUGUGGAGAGUAAGAAGUCGCUUACUGUUGAGUAUGUGAUACCCAUUGGUUCAUUUUGCGUGUUAGACAGUGCCGACUUUAUGCUGGGGUCUGGGGGGUUAAGCGAGCGAGCGCCAAGUUUCAAAAUUGUCACCAAAGACUUGUUAACGUUCCAAUUUUGUACGCUUACGGAGAGCGAAAAGAACUCGUGGCUUGUUGAUUUGGAUUCCCAAGUUGCGUUGGUACAAGAAAGAGCCUUAAUAGGGAUCAGAGAGUCGAAUAAGAAUAUCAUCGAAUCGUUGUAUGAUGCGUACAGGUCACAAUGGUCAGAAAACACGAUUAAAAUGCCGUGGUGGCACUCGGAUUUGAUGGGGGAGGAGUGCAUGAUCUUUGCGAAUGGAUAUGUAGCGACGUUUGGGAACGCGCACGACGCUUUUGCGAGACAGAACAUCAGAAACUACUUUGUGACAAAAUACACGUCGGUUGCGUUUAGUGGACAGAAGACGAUUACGCUUGUCAAUUUUGCGAGGAAAGAAAAGCCACGUGUUGUAUUAGAACUGAACACAACGGCAGAAGCGUUGAUGUGGGUAUUUUUGUUGCGACAGAGCUUUAUCGGGUUUUAUGAUCCAAAUGAAAUCAAUAUGGCCCUCUUCUCGUGCGCAGAGAAUGACUUGCCAGCACUUCCACCCGAGGAAGUUGUCUUUGCAAUAACAGAAAAUGCAAAGAACAGAACGUGUGCGGAUUGUGGGGACACCGCUGUGAAGUACGUCGAUAUGACUUUUGGGUGUUUCGUAUGUAGUGACUGUGGGAGAAUACAUCGAUACUUUACGAACAAACCACAAGUCUGUGCGCCUAAAAUACUUGGAGACAAAAGUCUGGUGGACUUAAGACUGUUAAUACAGAAGGGAAAUGACUUUUUGAACGAAGAGUUGGUGGUCGGACAAGGCCUCCCAACGAACCCGGCAGAGUAUGACGGGGAUUUGAACCAGUAUUUGUGGAAAAAGUAUAAACAAGAGGGGGAAGCGCCAAAGUCCAUCAUUCGAGAAGUUGGGAAGAAAACAGGGACACUAAGGAGAGACGAGGUGAAUAAAAUCAGAGCGAAAAGAGGAAUGGAAAGAAGAAGCACUUUUUCUGUUAUUGAAGAAGAUAAGAAAAAAAAGUAG